Molecule: messenger RNA, 3218 nt
Organism: Cryptotermes secundus
Lineage: Eukaryota; Metazoa; Arthropoda; Insecta; Blattodea; Kalotermitidae
Product: synaptic vesicular amine transporter
Exons: 13
Coding region: 155-1885 (576 amino acids)
Biological process (GO): transmembrane transport; aminergic neurotransmitter loading into synaptic vesicle
Cellular component (GO): terminal bouton; synaptic vesicle membrane
Molecular function (GO): serotonin:sodium:chloride symporter activity
Source: RefSeq, a predicted model, not a curated record
UCUAUUCCCGUAAUACUUGCAGUCUCUGAGGUCCAAGAAGUGUUCUCAGCAUUUUGUUCUUUAUAAAUGCCCUUCAGUGAGGGUAAGGAGAGACGUCACAAGGAACAACAAGGGACACUGUAUUUGACCAAAAAGGAGUCUCACUGAAGUAGACAUGAUUCCUCCUUUGUUAGAGAGACUCAGCAACUCUAAACAGAUGCUAGUUGUGGCAGUGUACCUAUCAAUGUUUCUCGACAACAUUCUCCUUACAGUUGUUGUCCCCAUCAUUCCUGACUAUCUUUACACUUCAGAACAGAAAGAAUACAGUCCAGCAACCCAGAAUGUUGUCAGCUUACUCAGCUUGGAACCAGCACUUACAAACAGCUCCACAUUUCUGCAAUGUUUGGAAAACUCUGUUCCAACAGAGAAGUCCCCUAGAGUACAGCCUGCUUCAAACAUUAGUCUUCAUAAAGGAGAAAAAACAGUAACAGCAGAAAACAAAAAGGAAAAUCAGCACAGUACUACUACUGAAGGUCUAAACGACACCGGACAGCAUUCUGCAUUACAAAACUGGAGUGAAGCUGUAGAAUUGAAGUCUGUGCCAAGCAGCAAACAAGCCUCAACACUCAACAACAGCAACUUCAGCAUUAGCAGGAGGCAACAUAAUGGUGCCAGUUCAGGGGCAGCUAUUAUUUCCGCAUCCCAUGGCGUGAUUGAAGAGAAUGGUCGUGUUGGUCUUCUACUGUCAUCCAAGGCUCUCAUUCAACUGAUGAUGAACCCAGUGGUUGGAGCGCUCACUGCACAUGUGGGCUACCAGCUGCCUCUCUUUGUGGGUUCCAUCAACCUCCUAGUAGCUACACUUUUGUUUGCAUUUGGUGAACACUUCCUGGCACUCCUGUUAGCUCGCAGCCUACAAGGCAUAGCUUCAGCUUGCAUCAGUGUAUCAGGAAUGUGCCUGGUAGCAGAGCAGUUCCCUGAUGAUGUGAUUCGAAGCAGGAUUAUGGGCAUUGUUCUUGGAAGCAUGGCUCUUGGAGUUCUUGUAGGAUAUCCAUUUGGUAGCCUCAUGUAUGAUUUUGUCGGAAAAAUGGCACCAUUCUUCAUCAUUUCAGUUGCUGUUUUCUUAAAUGGAGUACUGCAACUGUUCCUUCUGGACUUGAAACCAGUUCCUAAUCGUCUACUUUUAAGCACCAGUUGGCACAAACUUCUAUCAGAUGGUCAUGUUGUGCUAAUUGCUGGUGCCAUCUGGCUAUCCACUUCGACUAUGGCUAUCUUGGAACCCUGUAUGCCUAUUUGGCUCAUGGACAACAUUAAACCACAGAAGUGGCAACUUGGAAUGGUGUUCAUUCCUGACAGCGUGGGUUAUCUCUUGGGUACCAACUUCUUUGGUCCUAUAGCAUAUAACUUGGGUCGCUGGCGUGUUGCUGUUUCUGCAAUGAUGGUUAUUGGACUGUCUACUGUACUUGUACCCAGUGCUGGCAGUGUAGGUCAGUUAGCAGUUCCACAUUUUGGUCUAGGACUUGGAAUUGGUGUGGUGGAUGCAGCACUGGUACCACUGUUAGCCAGUCUCAUGGACUCCCGAUACGCUGCACACUAUGGCUCUGUCUAUGCUCUUCAGCAGAUGGCAGUCAGUUUGGCUUACUCUUUGGGUCCUCUUGUAGGAGGUGAAAUCGUACAUGCUAUUGGCUUUCCUUGGCUCAUGCGAUCUGUUGGAUUGCUGAACUUGUUGUACUGCCCACUACUUAUUUUUACUAGUCAUGAUGUUGGAAUUCCUGUCACUACAUUGAACAGUUCACUUAUGGCUGAUGCACCUGCUGUUAACUAUAAGACAAACACUGCUAAUGACCAAGCAGCAAAUAACAACAAGAAUCUAUACAGAAGAUUCCUCAACUCUGAAGACAGUGAUUAAAUGCCCACAUCACAUCAUGUGAGUGCAAUGAAGCAGUGUCAACUGAACUGAGACUGCUGUUAUCCCUUUACAUUACACUGGUGGUUUUCCAGGAAGAAACAAAGCACAAGAAAGGUGUGUCAGGUGGCGCAGAAUUGCUACAUAGUCAACAGAAUAUCUGAGCCUUCCUUUCCUCCAAUGAGGAAAGAGAAAAUUUUCAGCCAAUAAAGGCAGGUAAUAGCAUUAUGAGAAAUCAUCCACAAAGUUUAGAGACAACAGAAUGGUGGCUAUCUCCAAUUAUCUUCAACUUAACAUUUUAAAACAUUUUGCCUGGUUUUGCACUCUCAUAAUAUAUCCCCUCAUGCCCCAAAUUCACCACAAUUACAGCAACUCUGUCACAGUAUAUUCAGUCAGUAUUUCAAAUGUUUAUUUUUCAGCAAUGUGCUGUGUAUUUAAAUGAAGACAAUUUCCUAUUAAUUUUCCUACAUUGUAUUGUAUUGUAUUGUAUUGUAUUGUAUUUUAUUUUCAUCCGUUUUGCUACAUAGUAACAUUUGGACAUGUCAUUCAGUAAUAUAAGUUAACAAAAUAAAUCUACAUAGUUACAAGCAUACUACGAACUAUGCUGAUUGAUUAAUUGACUGAUUUAUCCAGGAGUACAACUUAACAAACAAACCUACAAAGUUACAAGGAUAAGAAUGGAUACCAUGCAUUUCCAUUCUUGGCAAUAUCAUCCUUUGUUUUUUCUUAUUAUCUUUGCCUUUAUGGAGUGGGAAAAUUCAAAGAUUUAUCAGCCUCAAAUUUUCUUUCCAGCAUCUCCUUCCUUUCACCCUUCUCCUGUUAGGUUAAUAAGUUAAUAAUUUCCUAAACAUUUAAAUCCAUGUGAUUAUUCUGUUUGCAAUUCAUAUUCUCAAUUAAAAUUAUGUACCUAAAACAAUAGUAGAGUUUUCCUUGUGCUUAAUAAAUUAAAUGACACAAUUAAGAUGUAAUGGGGAGUGUAGGUAGAGCUCCACCAUUCUUUACAUCAGCACAGGAUAGAAGUGAGUGAUCAGCUUCAUACACGGUACGCUUCACACCCUGGGAAAGAGCUCUGGUACCCACUGGAUGAGAAGCUGGGUAGGCCUCAGAGGUGGUCUGGUUGCUGUUCAGUAGAGAAAAAUCUUUUGACCUGCUGGGAAAUGAACCCCAACCAUUCAGCCCAUAGCCCUUCACUAUACUGACUGAACUAUGAAAUAAUGUACAUAUGUACGUAAAUAUUUAUUAUGUCUUUAUUUUGGAGUAUUUAUAUUAUUAAAUUAAGUUAAAGAUGUAUUUUUGAGAUGUAGAGCUGUAUUGUAGUGAUGAAUCACUGUGUGAA